Uranotaenia lowii is the source of this 880-nucleotide messenger RNA. Its product is annotated as tabinhibitin 4-like. The record is from RefSeq and is a predicted model, not a curated record. Bases 96 to 764 code for a protein of 222 amino acids. NCBI's taxonomy places the organism in Eukaryota, Metazoa, Arthropoda, Insecta, Diptera, Culicidae. The transcript has 3 exons.
UACUCUUUUAUAUUAAAACAGAAAAUCCAAAACAAUCCAACCAGUUUCAACCAUCACUGGACUUGAAAGCAUCAAAUCCCUCAAAUUGGUUUACAAUGGAACUAAAAAUUAUCUGCGGUUUGUCAGUUUACUUCUUGUUGUUGUCAAUGAAACCUUCCAAAUUGGAAGCUGCAAAGUGUGAGGCACUGCCAGAUCGGUGCGGACCAGGGGAAAAAGAUGUAACUUGCACGGAGCAAGCCUGCGAUAAAAGCUACGAACUGCAAGAGCUGGACAGGUUCCAAAUACCGAUGCUAGUGAAUGCUCACAACAUUUUGAGGAAUCAUGUCUUGAAAGCGAGCCACCUUCGCAUCCCUAAACCGAUCCGAUAUCCUUCGGUGGUGUGGAAUAAAGGGCUGCAACGUUUAGCCGAGCUACAUGAGCGUAACUGCCGUGUGGCCAGAUGUGUUGCCACGAAACGCUUUCCGAAUGCGACGGUUUUGAACUACGGCGCUAAAGACAUUUAUCACCUUACAACGGCCUGUACGGAUAUAAUCGAUAGAGUUGGGCAGGAUUUUAACAAUCUAGACAUGGACCAGAUUCGAAAGUACGAUGGAAUCCGCUACAAGGAACUGAAGCAGAUAUUGUACGGUAGAACCAGGAGAAUUGGUUGUGCCUUGGUUUGGAAAAGGGUCUCUAUGGUGGCGGAGAAGGAAUACAGACUAACCUGCGUGUACGAUCAGAGGCCCAUUGAGGGACAACCGGUUUAUCUUUUCAGGGGUUUGUAAUUUCCUUCAUCAGUGUGAAACUUUAUUAAGCUGAAAAUCAGCGCUGGACAGCAAUACUUGCAUCAGUGACAUUUAAUUCAGACAUUUAAAAAUUUUGACGAAUAAAUUGAUGUCCA